UCCUUUCCCUCCGCCUUAGUUCCCGAUGCCUUUGGUCAAAACUCGUUAGGCACGCACUUAAAGCUAAAAAAUCACUUUAAAAAGUUAGAUGAUUCCCCACGCACUCUCACCUUGAACCCUCCUCCGCCGCCGCCGUCACCGACCGCCGGCGUUAACCAUAUAACGUUUUGUUACCAUAUUUGUGCGUCGAGACAUAAAGCUGUCACAAGACGGAACGUCUUUCAUCGUACGGCUCUGAAAUGGGGCUGUUUCGGUCUCCUUCGAAAUCUCAUCACCCUAUUCUAGCUCCUCGAGUGAGAACGUUCUUACUGAUUUCGAUCUCCGCUGUUGUAUUUUACGUCCUUGUUUCGGUUUCUUGCCUUUGGUCCCGCGAGACAUUGAAAGCAUAUGACUUUGACACGCCGACAAAGAUCGAUCAUAUUGUUUUCGGGAUCGGAUCGAGCAAGAACUCGUGGCCGAAUCGCAGAGCCUACUCCAAACUUUGGUGGGAUCCUCACAAAAUGCGAGGUUGUGUCUUUGUCGAUGCUCCUUUACAAGAUAACCACUCGGAUUCUCAUCUUCUUCCUCCGGUUUUCGUCUCUGAGGAUACUUCCCGGUUUAGGUACACUUGGAGAGGAGGGGAUAGAUCAGCCAUACGCAUUGCGAGGACUGUUCUAGAAACGGUGAGGCUCUUCAAUGGCUCUUCGGACGUCAGGUGGUACGUGUUCGGGGACGAUGACACCAUAUUUUUCCCGGAUAACUUGGAGAAAACGCUCUCCAAAUACGAUCAUACAUCGUGGUAUUACAUAGGGUCGAACUCCGAGAUUUACGAACAAGAUUCGGUUUUCGGAUUCGAUAUGGCGUUUGGAGGAGGUGGGUUCGCGUUGAGUUCCUCGCUGGCUAAUGUUUUCGCCAAAGUCUUCGAUUCUUGCAUCGAACGGUACCCACAUCUCUACGGAGGAGACUCUAGGAUUUACUCGUGCUUGUCCGAGCUUGGAGUCGGUUUAACUCAUGAACCGGGAUUUCAUCAGUUUGAUGUGAGGGGAAGUGCGUUGGGACUAUUGAUUUCACAUCCAAUGAAACCGAUCGUGUCUUUGCACCACAUGGACCACAUGGACCCGAUCUUCCCCAACUCGACCACCGUUGCAGCCGUCAGCCACCUCUUCCGUGCCGCCGCCAUCGACCCUGCUCGGAUCUUCCAGCUCUCCGUCUGUUACGACCGUUGGUUCUCGUGGACCAUCUCCGUCUCUUGGGGCUAUGCCGUACAGAUACAUGGUCGGCAUAUGCAUCUACCGGAUGUUUUGCCAGCACAAGAGACGUUCAGACCGUGGAAACCGAACCAGAACGUUAUGUCGAGGCAGUACACAUUCAACACUCGAGAGAUUCGCUCGGAUCCUUGCCAGAGACCUGUUACGUUUUACAUGGAAGACGUCUCCUUCACACGACACGGAACGACAUCGAUACGCAGCGUUUACAGGCAAGCUUACGAGAACUGCACUCACGAUCCGGUCUCAUCGCCGAGGAAGAUCCAUGAGAUCAGAGUUUUCUCCAAUAAAUUCGAGCCAGACGUCAGACAAUUGAGAGCACCAAGAAGGCAGUGUUGUGAUAUAUUACCUUCCACUGGUGGCAAAAUAAUGGAAAUCGGAAUUAGAGAAUGCAAAGAGGAUGAGCUUAUAUACAUGCACCCAUAGUUUUGCUAAACUAUAUUAUAUAAUAUCAUGUUAUUUAUUUUCAUUCAAACUACCAUCACAGUUAGAUUUUUUUAAAAAGAUUUAAAUGGUAAAAUACUAUUUUUGACGUACAAUAUUAACCAU
Molecule: messenger RNA, 1793 nt
Organism: Tarenaya hassleriana
Lineage: Eukaryota; Viridiplantae; Streptophyta; Magnoliopsida; Brassicales; Cleomaceae
Exons: 5
Coding region: 240-1670 (476 amino acids)
Molecular function (GO): acetylglucosaminyltransferase activity
Source: RefSeq, a predicted model, not a curated record